This is a messenger RNA of Brassica rapa (field mustard), 1904 nucleotides long. Its product is annotated as salicylate carboxymethyltransferase. NCBI's taxonomy places the organism in Eukaryota, Viridiplantae, Streptophyta, Magnoliopsida, Brassicales, Brassicaceae. Gene Ontology annotation, molecular function: methyltransferase activity. The record is from RefSeq and is a predicted model, not a curated record.
ACAAAUAUUUUUAUAUCACUAUUGCCAAAUAUCAAAUAAUUUAAUAUUUCAAAGUUAUAAUAAGUUGUAAGUAGUGCUAAAAAUUAUUAAUUUAAGAUGUAUAAAUUAAUUUUAUAAUAUAUUAAUGUAUUAAAAUUUAUAAAUUAGUUUUAAAUGCUUAUAAAUCCUAAAACAAUGUAUAAAUGAUAAUAAAUAAUUUAAUAACAUUUAAUGACUUUUUGUGAUAAAACCCUUCAACUAAAGAUGAAUCGUAAAAAAAACCCUCAACUAAAAAUCCAAUGAAAUAAACCCUCAACUUAUAAACCGUUAACAUAUGUCACCCUCCGUCACGAUUUUUUAGACGGAGGGUAACAUAUGUUAACGGAACUAAAGUUGAGGGUUUAUUUCACAGGAUUUUUAGUUGAGGGUUUUUUUUACGAUUCAUCUUUAGUUGAGGGGUUUAAUUACUAAAAACCCUUCUUUUGACAACUUGUAUAGAAUACACUCACUAUCAUGGCAGAGUACUGCAACUCCAACUAAGGCUCUGGAUUCAUUAAAUAUAUUGCUAAUUUAUGUGAAGUGUAAAUUUUUAUUUUUUUAUGGGUCCUAUAAAUAUUAUACCCCUUUAGGAAAUAUUACUCCUUUAAGAAAAGAUUGAGGUAACAGGCCAAAUCUUACUCCUUUAAGAAAAGCAAAUUCUAUCACCAAAAGAACAAACCCUAACCCAAGAAAUAGUUUUUGUUGUCAUUGUGAUGGAUAAGAUGGAUCUACAAAGAGAGUUUCACAUGACAGGAGGAGUAGGGAAAACUAGUUAUGCAAGAAACUCUUCCUUCCAGAAGAAAGCCUAUGAUCAGGCAAAAGACAUAAUACUAAAGACACUGCAACAACUCUACAAAGAGACAAGACCCAAGAGUCUAGGAAUAGCUGACUUGGGAUGUUCUUCAGGACCAAAUACUCUUUCCACCAUUAGAGACAUCAUCAAAGCCGUCAUAGUUGCUCACCACCGUGAGAUACCAAACGAGCCUUUGCCGGAAUUCAGUGUCUCCCUUAACGAUCUUCCCCGAAAUGACUUCAACUCUAUAUUCAAGUCCUUGCCUGACUUUCACAUAGAGCUCAAGAGAGAUACCAAGAAUGAUCAUUCCCCUUCAGUUUUCAUUGCAGCCUUCCCUGGAUCAUUUUAUGGAAGGCUAUUCCCUGAAAAUACCAUCCACUUCAUAUAUGCCUCUUUCAGCUUACACUGGCUUUCCAAGAUUCCUUCAGCUUUGUAUGACGAUCAAGGCAAGUCCAUAAACAAAGGGUGUAUUAACAUCUGCUCAUCGAGUCCUGAAGCUGUUUCCAAAGCUUACUACAGCCAGUUCAAGGAAGAUUUCUCCAUGUUCCUCCGGUCUCGAUCAAAAGAGGUGGUUGCUGCAGGCAGAAUGGUUCUCAUAAUACUCGGAAGAGAAGGUCCCGAACAUGUUGGUAGAGGAAACUCUUUCUUAUGGGAACUUCUCGCAAGAGCCAUAGCAGAUCUUGUCUCACAAGGAGAAAUUGAGGAAGAGAAGCUGGAUUCUUACGAGCUGCACUUUUACGCCCCAAGUGCUGCUGAGAUAGAAGGUGAAGUGAACAAAGAAGGGUCUUUUGAAUUAGAGAAGUUAGAUAUGUUGGAAGUAGACAUGGAGUGGGGCAACGAGGAUGGUAUCAGUUACGGCAAGGCGGUUGCAAAGACGAUAAGAGCGGUUCAAGAGUCAAUGCUUGCUUCACACUUCGGAGAAGAGAUUUUGGACAAGCUGUUUGAUACAUAUGGUAGAAUAAUUGACGAGGAGGUUGCUAAGGAAGACAUAAAACACAUCACACUUUUUGUUGUCCUGAGAAGGAAGCUCUGAAACAUUGACAAUCGAAGAAGAGAGCCCUCCCUUGAGUUCCACGUAACCAAAGGGAGAUUA